CCUAGACAAUAGUUGAUGCUCGGGGACUUUGGGGUGUGUGUGUGUGUGCGUGUGUGUGUGUGGUGGGUGGGGGGCACGUCAGCCCUCGGAGCCUCCAGGAGCGCGCCCCUAUCGUCAGCCCGCAUCCCGGGGGCCCCCCUGGAAGGCAGGCUCGGGGACUUGGGCUGAUUCCGCCCCCGCCCGCCUCGGGCCCCCCUCCGCUCGGCGCUGGGCGCCCGCCGUUCUCCGCAGAGGCGGCGGCGAGGGAGCGCGCACCGACCGUCUACGCGGUUUCUCUUUCUCCCCAGGGAGAGCGCGCGACGGACGCGCCCAGGACGCGCGGCGGCCACCCUCACCCCACGAGGCCGCGGAGGAGCGGUGAAACUUCAGAAUUGAGUCUCCCAUAAUGCUGAAUGUGACCUGAUUUCCAAGAUUUUUAUAAGAAGAAUCAAAAGAACUACACAAUCAGGAUGUACAAUCACACUAUCCAACAGAAGAGGCGUGUGAACCUGUAUGUAGUUUCCUGGUUGCUGUAUUAAGGUGUUAGAGAUGACCUCAAGAUAGACUCAAAAGCAAGACUGAACGGCCACUUUUGAGGUGGAAUAAGGUGAAGAUGGAGCUGCACUGUCGAUUCCUUAAGCAUUUUUCUUGUUAUUUAAGUGAAGUUGGGCAUAAGAUCCCAUCUGUAAGAGCAGUACUCGUGCGGAUGGUGGCAGCCUGUGCUGGGAAGUCAUUCUCGUGUUCCUGCAGCAAGUUGGCUCCCAGGUUAAACGCUGCUAGCAUGGAUGAUGCUGCUGUCUGAAUAUCCACGGCCAUGGCACACGAGCACAAGAAAGCAUGGGAUUGCACCAAGCACAGAAUCCCUGUAAUUCAAGUUCCAUUCAGUUUCUUCUGAAAGCAAGUCAUCUUUUGAAGUGAUCCAAAGAAGCUAUUGUGGAUUAUAAUGCUCUGAAGAUCUGGAUUUUCAGUGACUUAAAAAUAAGGUGUCUUUUAAUCUUUUAAAUGAAAGAAAUUAAGCUCUCAUGCCACUGUUGUGUUUUCCGGAAGCCAUUGUCCUAAAGGAAAGUGCACAAUUAAAGGGCAGACGUGAUGAUCCUCUCGGCAGGGGUUUCAGUCUGAUAGCGUUGGCAUCAUGACCAGCCUGAAACGGUCACAGACCGAGAGACCCGUGGCCACCGACAGGGCCUCCAUGGUCGGCGCAGAUGGCGCCCCCAAAGUCCACACCGAUGACUUCUACAUGCGGCGCUUCCGGUCCCAAAACGGUAGCUUAGGAUCAUCAGUCAUGGCUCCUGUGGGGCCACCGCGCAGCGAAGGCUCGCAUCAUGUAACCUCGACCCCCGGAGUCCCAAAAAUGGGGGUUCGGGCAAGAAUUGCGGAUUGGCCCCCACGGAAAGAAAACAUAAAAGAAUCAAGCCGUUCAAGCCAGGAAAUAGAAACCUCAAGUUGCCUUGAAAGCCUGUCCUCCAAAAGCAGUCCUGUGAGUCAGGGAAGUUCUGUUAGCCUCAAUUCCAGUGACUCAGCCAUGCUGAAGAGCAUACAGAACACACUCAAGAACAAGACGAGGCCGGUGGAGAACAUGGACUCCCGCUUUCUGAUGCCCGAAGCCUAUCCCAGCUCCCCUAGGAAAGCGCUUCGCAGAAUCCGGCAGCGGAGCAAUAGUGACAUUACCAUAAGUGAGCUUGAUGUGGACAGCUUUGACGAAUGUAUCUCCCCCACAUACAAGAGUGGGCCCUCGCUGCACAGGGAAUAUGGGAGCACAUCUUCAAUUGACAAACAGGGGACAUCUGGAGACAGUUUCUUUGACUUGUUCAAGGGCUACAAAGAUGACAAAUCUGACCGAGGUCCAACCCCAACCAAGCUCAGUGACUUUCUCAUCACCGGAGGGGGCAAGGGGUCUGGCUUCUCUUUGGAUGUUAUAGAUGGCCCCAUUUCACAGAGAGACCACCUCAGGCUGUUUAAGGAAAGGGAGAAACCACUCAAGCGGCGUUCCAAGUCUGAGACUGGAGACUCAUCCAUUUUUCGUAAAUUACGCAAUGCGAAAGGUGAUGAACUUGGAAAAUCAUCAGAUCUUGAGGAUAACCGAUCGGAAGAUUGCGUCAGGCCCUGGACGUGCCCCAAAUGCUUCGCCCACUACGAUGUCCAGAGCAUCCUGUUUGAUCUGAACGAGGCGAUUGUAAACAGGCACAAUGUCAUUAAGAGGAGAAACACCACGACAGGAGCCUCGGCAGCCGCUGUGGCGUCUUUGGUCUCUGGCCCUUUGUCCCAUUCUGCCAGCUUCAGCUCCCCAAUGGGCAGCACCGAGGACCUGAACUCCAAAGGAAGCCUCAGCAUGGACCAGGGGGACGACAAGAGCAAUGAGCUUGUCAUGAGCUGCCCUUACUUUCGGAAUGAGAUAGGUGGCGAGGGUGAAAGGAAAAUCAGCCUGUCGAAAUCCAAUUCCGGCUCCUUUAGCGGGUGUGAAGGUGCCUCCUUUGAGUCUACCCUCAGCUCCCAUUGCACCAAUGCUGGAGUGGCAGUCCUGGAAGUGCCCAAGGAAAACUUAGUGUUGCAUUUAGAUCGAGUGAAAAGAUACAUCGUGGAGCACGUGGAUCUCGGCGCCUACUAUUACAGGAAGUUUUUCUACCAGAAGGAACACUGGAAUUAUUUUGGGGCUGAUGAGAAUCUUGGUCCAGUGGCUGUGAGCAUUCGAAGGGAAAAACCAGAAGAAAUGAAAGAAAGUGGAUCUCCGUACAACUACCGAAUAAUUUUUAGAACUAGUGAGCUCAUGACCCUAAGGGGUUCGGUCCUGGAGGAUGCCAUUCCUUCAACAGCCAAGCACUCGACAGCCCGAGGACUGCCUCUGAAGGAAGUGCUGGAGCACGUGAUUCCUGAGCUCAGCGUCCAGUGCCUGCGCUUGGCCUUCAACACCCCCAAGGUCACAGAACAGCUCAUGAAACUGGAUGAACAAGGGUUGAACUAUCAGCAGAAAGUGGGCAUCAUGUACUGCAAAGCUGGGCAGAGCACUGAAGAAGAGAUGUAUAACAAUGAAGCCGCCGGCCCGGCCUUUGAGGAAUUCCUUCAGCUGCUGGGAGAACGAGUUAGGCUCAAAGGAUUCGAGAAGUACCGUGCACAACUAGACACCAAAACUGACUCCACUGGAACGCAUUCCCUGUACACAACAUACAAGGACUAUGAGAUCAUGUUCCAUGUCUCUACCAUGCUGCCCUACACACCCAACAACAAACAACAGCUCCUACGGAAGCGGCACAUUGGAAAUGAUAUUGUAACAAUAGUUUUCCAAGAGCCUGGAGCACAACCAUUCAGCCCGAAAAACAUCCGAUCCCACUUUCAGCACGUCUUCGUCAUCGUCAGGGCUCACAACCCUGGCACUGACAGCGUCUGUUACAGCGUGGCUGUCACCAGAUCCAGAGAUGUACCUUCCUUUGGACCUCCCAUCCCUAAAGGAGUUACUUUCCCUAAGUCAAAUGUGUUCAGGGACUUCCUUUUGGCCAAAGUGAUUAAUGCAGAAAAUGCUGCUCACAAAUCGGAGAAGUUCCGGGCCAUGGCCACUCGGACUCGCCAGGAAUACUUAAAAGAUCUGGCAGAGAAGAAUGUCACCAACACCCCUAUCGACCCUUCUGGCAAAUUCCCAUUCAUCUCUCUGGCCUCUAAGAAAAAAGAGAAAUCUAAGCCAUACCCAGGGGCUGAGCUCAGCAGCAUGGGGGCCAUUGUGUGGGUCGUGCGGGCCAAAGACUACAACACAGCCAUGGAGAUAGACUGCCUUCUGGGAGUGUCCAACGAGUUCAUCGUCCUCAUUGAACAAGAAACAAAGAGUGUGGUUUUCAACUGUUCCUGCAGAGAUGUGAUAGGGUGGACAUCAACUGACACCAGCCUCAAAAUCUUCUACGAGCGAGGAGAAUGUGUCUCAGUGGAGAGCUUCAUGAGCAGCGAGGAUAUCAAAGAGAUCGUCAAACGGUUGCAGUUUGUUUCAAAAGGUUGUGAAUCGGUGGAGAUGACUCUGCGAAGAAAUGGACUUGGACAGCUCGGCUUCCACGUCAACUACGAGGGCAUUGUGGCCGAUGUGGAGCCCUACGGCUAUGCCUGGCAGGCAGGGCUGAGGCAGGGCAGCCGCCUGGUGGAGAUCUGCAAGGUCGCUGUGGCCACCCUAAGCCAUGAGCAAAUGAUUGACCUUCUGAGGACCUCUGUCACGGUGAAGGUUGUCAUCAUCCCCCCACAUGAUGACUGCACCCCACGCAGGAGCUACUCCGAGACCUUCCGCAUGCCUGUGAUGGAGUACAAAGUGAAUGAUGGAGUUUCCUACGAAUUUAAGUUUCCUUUCCGCAACAACAACAAAUGGCAGCGGAGCGCCAGCAAGGGGCCUCAUGCCCCGCCAGCCCCAGCACAGGUGCCAAGCCCCAUGACAUCACGGCUGAAUGCCGGGAAAGGAGACGGAAAGAUACCUCCUCCAGAAAGAGCUGCCAACAUUCCUCGGAGCAUCUCCAGUGACGGGCGCCCACUGGAGAGGCGGCUGUCUCCUGGUUCGGACAUCUAUGUGACCGUCUCAUCCAUGGCCUUGGCAAGAUCCCAGUGUCGUAACUCCCCCAGCAACCUCUCCUCGUCCAGUGAGACUGGCUCUGGCGGGGGCACUUACAGACAGAAAUCCAUGCCAGAAGGGUUUGGUGUCAGCCGCAGAUCCCCAGCCUCCAUCGACCGGCAGAACACCCAGUCGGACAUGAGUGGCAGUGGGAAAUCCACACCCAGCUGGCAAAGAAGUGAGGACGGCAUUGUCGACCAGAUUGCUUACAGUUAUAGAGGACCUCAGGAUUUCAGUUCUUUUGUCGAGCAGCAUGAAUAUACAGAGCCCACGUGCCACCUCCCAGCUGUUUCCAAGGUCCUGCCAGCGUUCCGAGAAAGCCCCAGUGGGAGGUUAAUGCGGCAGGAUCCGGUGGUUCAUCUUUCUCCAAACAAACAAGGGCAUUCUGACAGCCACUACUCGAGCCACUCCAGCAGCAACACCCUCUCCAGCAACGCAUCGAGCGCCCACAGCGAUGAGAAGUGGUAUGACGGGGACCGAACAGAAUCCGAGCUCAGCAGCUACAACUAUGUGCAAGGCACCUCUGCGGACAGCGGCAUCGACACCACCUCCUAUGGGCCUAGCCACGGGAGCAGCGUCUCCCUGGGAGCUGCCGCCUCAUCUCCUCGCUCGGGGCCAGGCAAAGAGAAAGUCGCGCCCCUGUGGCACAGCUCCAGUGAGGUGAUCUCCAUGGCUGAUCGGACACUCGAGACUGAGAGCCCUGGCAUGGACCGGAAAGCAGAAUCCUCCCUGAGCCUGGACAUGCACAGCAAGAGCCAGGUUGGCUCCAACCCUCUGACCAGGGAGAACAGCACUUUCAGCAUAAACGACGCCGCCUCCCACACCAGUACCAUGAGCUCGCGGCACUCAGCCAGCCCCGUCGUCUUCUCCAGCGCCAGAAGCUCGCCCAAGGAAGAGCUGCACCCCGCCGCCACCCCUCAGCUCGCUCCAUCCUUCUCCACAUCGUCCUCCACUGCUGCUGGUCCUAGGACCUUCUACCCCCGCCAGGGGGCCACCAGCAAGUACCUGAUUGGAUGGAAAAAACCGGAAGGGACCAUCAACUCCGUGGGAUUUAUGGACACGAGAAAGCGUCAUCAAAGUGACGGUAGUGACAUGGCUCCCGCCAGGCUGCGGGCAUCCACCAGAGACCUCCGCGCAUCCCCCAAACCAACCUCCAAGUCCACCAUUGAGGAGGACCUGAAGAAACUGAUCGACCUGGAGAGCCCAACAGCUGACUCUCAGAAGAAUUUUAAGUUCCACGCACUCUCCUCCCCUCAGUCCCCCUUCCCCAGCACCCCUACCUCGAGGCGGGCACUGCACCGGACGCUGUCAGACGAGAGCAUCUACAGCAGCCAGCGGGAGCAUUUUUUCACCUCGAGGGCUUCACUCCUGGACCAGGCCUUGCCCAACGAUGUCCUCUUCAGCAGCACGUACCCAUCCCUCCCCAAAUCCCUGCCACUGCGGAGGCCUUCAUACACUCUGGGAAUGAAGUCUCUGCACGGAGAGUUCUCUGCCUCGGACAGCUCCCUCACCGACAUCCAGGAGACUCGGCGGCCCAUGCCGGACCCUGGCCUGAUGCCCCUGCCCGACACUGCUGCCGAUCUGGACUGGUCCAACUUGGUCGACGCUGCCAAAGCCUAUGAGGUCCAGAGAGCCUCCUUUUUCGCUGCUAGUGAAGAGAAUCACCGUCCCCUGAGUGCCGCCUCCACCAGCGACCAGCUUGACGACCAGGCUCUGGCCCAGAUGAAGUCGUACAGCAGCAGCAAGGACUCCUCUCCCACCCUGGCCUCGAAGGUGGACCAGUUGGAAGGCAUGCUGAAGAUGCUGCGUGAAGAUCUGAAGAAGGAAAAAGAGGACAAAGCCCACCUGCAGGCGGAAGUGCAGCACCUGCGAGAAGAUAACCUGAGGCUGCAGGAGGAGUCCCAGAACGCCUCGGACAAGCUCAAGAAGUUCACGGAAUGGGUCUUCAACACCAUAGACAUGAGUUAGGGCCGGCCAGGAGGUGCGGGCAGGGCCAGCCACGCCGUGUCCUCGGAACUCCUGCCCCAACUCCCGGCAUCACCCCUCCCAGAGUGCACAACACAACAAUCGGAGGUCAGCUGUCAUUAUCUGCCUUUUGUAGAAAAGAAAAACAAAAAAAAACUAAUUUUAAAAAGUAAAAUAAAAGUUUAACUGCUAAAAUGUGAAUGUCUUUAUUUUUUUUGCACAAUAUCCUUACCUGUUAUGUAUUAAA
Ochotona curzoniae (black-lipped pika) is the source of this 6764-nucleotide messenger RNA. It is a transcript of the gene SIPA1L1, whose product is annotated as signal induced proliferation associated 1 like 1. Lineage: Eukaryota; Metazoa; Chordata; Mammalia; Lagomorpha; Ochotonidae. Gene Ontology annotation, molecular function: protein binding; GTPase activator activity. Gene Ontology annotation, biological process: regulation of small GTPase mediated signal transduction; activation of GTPase activity. The record is from RefSeq and is a predicted model, not a curated record. The transcript is spliced from 28 exons. Gene Ontology annotation, cellular component: cytoplasm. The coding region runs from base 1112 to 6520 and encodes 1802 amino acids.